Molecule: messenger RNA, 5785 nt
Organism: Pieris brassicae (large cabbage white)
Lineage: Eukaryota; Metazoa; Arthropoda; Insecta; Lepidoptera; Pieridae
Gene: osa
Product: trithorax group protein osa
Exons: 18
Coding region: 651-5531 (1626 amino acids)
Biological process (GO): regulation of transcription by RNA polymerase II; positive regulation of DNA-templated transcription; chromatin remodeling
Cellular component (GO): SWI/SNF complex; nucleoplasm; nBAF complex
Molecular function (GO): DNA binding; nucleosome binding
Source: RefSeq, a predicted model, not a curated record
UACGUGGUCGCAAAUCGCAAUGGUACGGAAAUGUAAACAUGCACAGAUAAUUUUUAACUUAGAGAAUUUGUGACUAUAAUUAUGGACUAAGAUUGAGUUUUACAUAUCUAAACAUUUAAAUAAAUCUAAGAUGUAAUAAAAACAUCGUUUGUUAUUGCAACAUUAGUAACUAACAUAUCUUAUUUUUCUGUGACUGAUGUGAACAUAGGCAAAAGCCUAGUGAAGCGCCGAACAAAAACCAAGUCCGCUAAUGGCGGACGCUAAUAAUUUUGGAAGUUUCGUGAUUGCGUUUUCAGCCCAACAUUCCCUAUAGACUUUUGUGAAUAGGUUUAUUAUUAGUGAAUUCGUACAGUGUUAAAAUGUGUAAGUGAUAUCAAAUGAUAAAUUUGAUAGUGACAAAAGCGACCGCUAGCAGUGUAACCUUUUCCAUAACCUCGUUUAUGCGAAUGGAGUAGAUAUGUGAUCGAUGUGUGUGCGUCGGUGAACGAUUUCUCGUCAUUUCGCUUUAUAAUUCGUGCGAAGUAUUUGGGUUUUUAGUGAUGGAAGUGUCCGCGUCGCGGUUUUGCAAUCCGACGCCCGUUUUCGAUGUAACGUAAGUGAGCCGGUCGAUCGCGAGAAGUGUUAGCAGAGACGGCCGCCACCAGCCGAACAUGGCUGCGACGCAGGCUGAGUCUCAGCGAAGUGAAGCGACCGUAGAUCAGAGUCCAUCGGAGCAGCUCAGUGAAUCUCGGAACGCUCUGUUACAAAACGGCACAGAUAAGUCCGUCGGGCGCGUUCCGCUCGAUGGCGUUGUGAAUACUAAGAGUAAAUCGCCUAUGUCUGUCGAAGCGGGCCAGCCUCGAGACGGAGGCGAAGUGCCGGGUCACGAUCGGCCCGGUGCCGAUCAGUACGGGGCCUACAGGUAUCCAGAAGGCGCUGAUCCGUAUUACUCACCUAGGCCCGGCUUCCCUGGUAAGCCUAGGCCGCCUCAACAACAAAGAUUCUUUCCGGGCCAAACUGUAUCUCAAGCGCCAGGCCCGACGCCAACAUUGAACUCUUUAUUGCAAUCUAGUGGCGCGCCACCGCACCGUUAUCCAAACAAUUAUGAUCAGCCACAGGGUGCCUAUGGCCCCACUCCAGGCUGGCCGCCUCCGCGACCUAUGCCACCAUACAACCCACAAGGAGGACCAUAUAGGAAUUCAACACCGCCUCGCGGUUACGGCGGGCCACCAUACGGCGCGGGCGCUCCCGGCGGCCCGCAACAACCGCCCGGCGCGUACGGACCGCCAGGCUCAUAUCCGCCGAGGUACCCUCCACCGGGUCCUCCUGGCGCGCCUAAUUCAAGAACUCCAUUUUCACCGCAUCAGGGCUACGAACGGGGUGGUUCACCACAACCAACUCACCCGCAAGGUGCUCCAAGCCCUGGGUCGGCGCAGAGCGCGCCCGGCGGCCUGUCACCAAAUCAUGAGUCACAUCCAUCGCACAUGCCACCUGGUUCACAUCAGGGUUAUCCACCUCCACCGAGGCCUGGCCAGCCGUCCACACCAAACGCGCAUGACCAAGAUUCGGAUCUGACCGGGCAGAACAGCAAUGACUCGGGCGGCAGCGGCGGCGCCGGGCGCGCCAGCACGCCGCAUUUGAGGCCUACACCGAGCCCCACAGGCUCCAGCGGAUCGCGAUCCAUGUCACCGGCUGUCGGUACGCAGAACGUCAGUAUGCCACCGCGACCGUCAUCGUCAUUAUCGGACGGCGGCGGCCCGCCAGUGCGAGCCGGGGCCCCGGCGGCCGGCCCGCCUCCUUCAGGGGCUCCGCCGCCUGGGGCCAUGCUCCCGCAGUCGUACCACUAUAAGCCCGCGCCGUACCCGCCCCAGCCCUAUGGAUAUCCACCGCCGCGUAACCAUCCCUAUCCAUAUGGCGGGUACCGACCUACGCCGCCACCGCAUCCUUCACAACACUAUCCACCGCUUAAGGGUGGUGUGGGCCGUCACAUGGGUCCGCCGGGUGAAUCAAUGGGACCGCCAAAUGCGCCGGGAGAGGCUCACGAUAACGGUCCAGCGCCUCCGGCAACGGCUCUUGUCACGACCGGCCCCGAUGGAGCUCCCUUGGACGAAGGCAGCCAGCAGAGCACGCUUAGUAAUGCAUCCGCAGCUUCGGGCGAAGAGCCAUGCGGCACAGGCAAGGGCUCUCGCAAGGAUUAUGGCAGUGCGGCGCCUUCGCCCUCUCCGGGAGGUGGCUCACAUUCCUCCGCCCACGAUGACUACGAGACUUCGCCGUCGCCUUGGCCAAGACCACCCUCUAGUCCCGUGUUUAACAGUCACAUACCUCCGGAGUCCUACAGAUCAAAGAAGUCGGACUCGCUGGUCAAGCUUUACGAGAUGGACGACGCCCCUGAGCGGCGGAGCUGGGUCGAGAGGCUACUCGCCUUCAUGGAGGAGCGCCGGACGCCCAUACCCGCCUGUCCGACCAUUUCCAAGCAGCCCUUGGAUCUCUACAGGCUGUAUCUACUUGUGCGCGACCGGGGUGGAUUUGUUGAGGUGACGAAAAACAAAACGUGGAAAGACAUAGCUGGCUUACUAGGUAUUGGGGCUUCUUCGUCCGCCGCUUACACGCUACGGAAGCACUACACAAAGAAUCUGUUAGCUUACGAAUGUCAUUUUGAUCGGGGUGGGAUAGACCCGCAACCCAUCAUCAACCAGGUAGAAGCCUCCACUAAGAAGAAGAGCGGGAAGAACAAUAACGCUGCUAAUGCAGGUAAGGCAGGCAGUUCAAACAACGCUGAGCAAUUUGCGGGAAGCGGCGCUGGCGGAGCACCUAUUGACGCCUACCAGCCUCACUACGCGCCUUAUCCGCCUCAACCAGCCCAGCAAGGCGGCGGGGCGGGCGGGGACAUCGCCGCGUCCAACCCGUUCGACGAGCCGCCCGGCCCGCGGAGACCGCCAGGUUACCAACAAGGAUAUGGUUAUGAAUAUGGGUCCCCGUAUCCUGCUAAUCGGCCAGUUUAUCCGCCAUAUGGCCCUGAAGGGGAUAGGGGUUACAGUCCUGGUGAAUACGGCCGAUAUGGCGGUUACGGCGGGCCGUAUCGUGCAGGAGCACCCGCUCCGGGCCCUGGCGCGACUCCCGGAGCCCCGGCGCCACCGUCUCCGGCCGGGGCCCCUCCUGCGCAGCCCUACACGGACUAUUACCGCCAACCGCACCCGCAUCAACCACCACACCCCCCUCCACAUCCGCCACACCCGCCACAUUCGCCGCAACAACCGCAUGAGAUUGCGUCGUGCGGCGGGCUGAUGGGCUCGCAGCUCGCGAGGCAACUGGUGGCGCCGCUGCCCCCCGCCUCCAGACCAUACCAAUACGGCGGCAAGGGCGCACCCCCGGUUCCUAAUGCGGGUCCACCCGGCGUAGCUGGAGCACCUAGGCGGCAUCCAGACUUCGCGAAGGAGCCCUACAAUUCGAGUGCCCCACCCGGGGCGCCGCCGAGCCCCGCGGGGCCUCGAUUUGGCGGCGGUUGGGGUCCCGGGUUUCAGCGUGCCGCAUCACCUGGCUGGCGACCGCCCCACCACGCCCCCCUGCCCCACCAUCAACAACCGGGAUGGCCUCCACAGCCGCAUCAGCCGCAUCAACCCUACCAUCCACCGGGGGCGACAUCUGGUGUCGGACAAAUUAAACGAGAAUUGACUUUCCCUCCGGAAUGUGUGGAAGCGACGGUGCCCGCGCCUGAGAAAAGACGCAGACUGACAAAGGGUGACGUCGCCCCGGUGGACGCGUGGCGAAUCAUGAUGGCGCUCAAAUCGGGUCUUCUCGCGGAGACCUGCUGGGCUCUAGACAUCCUCAAUAUUUUACUGUUUGACGACACCUGCAUCGGCUUUUUCGGUCUCCAGCAUCUGCCGGGUUUGCUCGAUUUGCUGCUGGAGCACUUCCAACGGAGUCUCGCCGACGUGUUCGACGCGCCCGCCGCGGCUCCCGAGCCCUGGUACGCGCCGCCGGCGGUCCAAGAAUCUAUUGCGCCGCCACCUCGACGUAUCGAGCCUCCCGACCCCGCAGAUCGCAUAAAGGUUACAACGGGCGAGAACUACACGCUGCAGUCGCGUCGUCGCGUGCCCGUCACUUUCGUAACUAAGCUGGACGACGACGCUCUUUUUGCGCCCGAGGAUCCCGAAACCAACGACGACGUCGAGGACGUGAUAGAGCCUUGGCAAACCGACACUGUCAGUAGAUUCGACCACGUGAUGCCCUGCUUCCGCGCCGAGUUCGUACACCUGCCGUUCGCACGGGUUCUGCCAGGCGAGCGAGCUCCCUCGCCGCCCGCGCCUCCGGCGUCGCCACACUCGGAUGGACCCAGCGAUACGCCUGCCCUUCCCGACACGGCCGACCCACCCCCCUCCGAACCGCCGUCGACGGCUACGGACGAAGGUGACAACCUGGAGGCGGAACCGAUGGACAUAGAACCGGAAAGAAAACCGGCGUUGCAAAUUCGGGAUUCCGCCGGAGUGCUCAAAAGACGACGUUUGGAGGACUACGAGGACGAAUGCUACACGCGGGAUGAGCCUAGCCUUAAUCUUAUCAACGAAACGCGGGACGCCCUCGCCAAGCGGUGUAUAGCGUUAUCCAACAUUCUCCGCGGGCUGACCUUCGUGCCCGGAAACGAGGCGGAAUUCUCGAGGUCGAGCGCUUUCUUAGCUCUCGCUGGAAAGCUACUGCUGUUACACCACGAACACGCGCCUCGGGCGGCCCGGGCCAAGGCCUACGAGCGUGCCGCCAGAGACGAGGUGGACGCGGAUGCGUGCUGCUCCAGCCUGAAGGGCGAGAGCGAGUGGUGGUGGGACACGUUGGCGCAACUACGGGAGGAUGCGCUGGUCUGCUGCGCCAACAUCGCCGGCAGCGUAGAGCUGUCCGGUCAAUCGGAAGCAGUGGCGAGGCCGCUUCUGGACGGCCUCCUACACUGGAGCGUGUGUCCCGCGGCCGUCGCCGGCGACGCCCCUCCGACGGCCUCCCCGGCGUCGCCCUUGUCUCCUAGAAGAUUAGCCCUAGAGGCGCUUUGUAAAUUGUGUGUGACGGAUGCGAACGUAGAUCUCGUGCUGGCGACGCCCCCGCGAGGGCGUAUCGCCGCGUUGUGUGCGGGGCUGGCGCGGGACCUGUGCCGGCCCGAGCGGCCCGUGGUGCGGGAGUUCGCGGUUAAUCUGCUGCAUUACCUAGCGGGGGCGGGCGGUACCGCGGCCCGCGAGGUGGCUACGCACGCGCCCGCCGUGGCGCAGCUGGUCGCUUUUAUUGAGAGGGCGGAGCAGACGGCUCUCGGCGUCGCUAACCAGCACGGGGUGGCGGCGCUCCGAGAUAACCCAGACGCGAUGGGUACGUCCCUGGACAUGUUGAGGCGAGCGGCCGCCACGCUGCUGCGUCUUGCGGAGCACCCCGAAAACCGGCCGCUGAUCCGCCGCCACGAGAGGAGGCUGCUGUCACUGGUAAUGAGCCAGAUCUUGGACCAGAAGGUCGCGCACGAGCUGGCCGGGGUGCUGUACCACUGCAGCCAACAAAAGUGUGACGAACCGCAGGAAGAGUGAGUGAACAGUGCCGUGAGUGAGAGGCGAGUGGCGGCGGGCGGCGGCGUACCGAUGGGUACGUGUACAUAUAGCGAUAGCGCCCCGCCCGCCCUACGCGCCGAGCGUGUACAAUCUGAAUUUCGUUAUUUAUGUCCACGAUGAUUUAUUUACAAGAAUGUCAAUGUGCUAUAAUCGAUUUCUAUUGUUCGAUUGAAAAACAGAUGUAUUAUAACUCGUAAUUUUGAUUUUUAUAAUAAAAUGGGACUUGAAUCUGU